AUGGAACCAUGCUCCCACCGCAUGAUAUCCGCAGAAGCAUAUCGACAAAAUUAAUCGACAAUCCCAGCAUCACCACCGCGCCCCGUCUUAAGGAGCGUCCACAGUGCAGUGUAGCCGAGGCCGGCGCCCGCGCACGAUCCAAAAAUACCACCCGGCCAUCCCAAACCGCGGCGUGCCCUGAGCGCAAACGUUUUAAAAACAAAACAAUUCCACCUACCAACUGUUUUUAUUCCAAAUUCGAACAUCACGUUCGUCUUUUGUUGAUUUGAACUAGUUUGGAUUUCAAAGUGUUGUGCCAGUGGUCUCAUGAGGGGCAUGUCUCCGACUGCCUUGGGGGCCGAUUUGCCCCAGUGGUGUGGCAAGGCUGAAAGCUGUCCCCAAGCUCUGCUGGGAUGGCUGUAUUUGACACACGACCAGAAUGACCAGUGGCUCCCGGGUUCAGUAUGGGGCCCCCUACCCACCGCGGCGACGUCCACCCAAGCGCCUUCAGACGACACCAGCUCUUUGGCAGAACAACUAGCAGCUCUGUCGCUACGGCGUCCACCGCGCCCGCCACCGCCCGCGUAUAUGUGUCACCUUUGCUUUAAUAAGGGACAUUACAUCGGAGAUUGUCCUCAGGCUCGUCCUAAAGGCGAGGGCUUGACGCCGUACCAGGGCAAGAAGCGAUGCUUCGGCGAAUACAAGUGUCCCAAAUGCAAGCGCAAGUGGAUGUCUGGCAACUCCUGGGCCAAUAAUGGGCAGGAGUGCAUCAAGUGCAGAAUCAACGUGUUUCCACACAAGCAGAGACCGCUCGAGAAGCCAGAUGGCCUGGACGUGAGUGACCAGUCCAAGAUCCAUCCACAGCACCUGUGCCAGAAGUGCCGCUCGCUUGGUUACUACUGCCGUCGAGAAUACUAGACCUGGAUUGACGCCCCGUAGGUUCAUGUUCUUCUCUCACUCUCAUUGAGUAAAAGUGUGAGCGAGAUGGAUGUGCGUGCUCGGGACCGCAGAUAUAAUGUUUUUGAAUUUUAAUUUGCUGUAAGUUUUAACAAAAACCGAUGAUUUCCCUCAAAAAGAAAAUUGUGCAUUUUUAGAAGCAAUAUUCAUAUUCUUAGUUUUUGUACAUAAGUUGUUACAAAUUUUUAAAAUGCAUUUGGAGUAUUCCAUGAAAUUGUCUUCCGUUGUUCCGUACAGACGCGAAUUUUCUAAAGAUUUGCAAGUGCAAGAGUUUCCUUUUCUGUGACUAAUGGUCAAAAAUAUGCACAAAAAAAUAAUUGCUUCCUUUAAACGCCGAAAAAAGUCGCAACACAGGAAAUAAAAUGCGACAGCCCGUGGAAUGCUCCAUUUUAGAUCUAUGUUCGUGAAAUCACUAGAGAAAACCCUCAAGAUUGCUAAUAAUUUUUUUGUAAACGGAAUUUUGAUUUAAAAAAGCGAUCCCAUUUUUCAAAUUUUCCGUCUCUGAACUUACGGCAACUUAAGAAUUUAUCAUGUCAUUACGUGUAUAAUUUUUCAGUCUAUAUCAUUUCAUAAUUUUUCGGUAAUUUAAUCGCCAAAUCGGUACUUAUUCCUAUCGGGAGGAGGUAUUGGUUUAGAUCAAGUUCACCGUGAGGUAUCGAAUCGAGUAUCGAAGUUCUCCCGACUGAUAACGACGCUGUUCUUAAUUUGGUGUACCUAUGUACUUGUGGUGUGGAAGAAAAAAAUACACCAUCAAAAUAAAGACUUAUCUCAGUACAGAUAAUACUCUAAGAAAGUCUUGAUCCGUAGAUGAUCGUUUAUUUAAAAUAUAUAUUUUUCACCACACCCUGAUAAAGGCUCUCUUGAUACUUCAAAAACUGAUGUGAAAGUUUCAUUUUAUCCACACGAAGGAAUUAAAUGCAAAUUUUGAGUUGUUUCCUUAUGUUGGCUGGCAGAAUUGAUUAUUAAAUGAUGAUUUUGAAUGAUAAAUUAUAUUAAAUUGAUUUGGUUUUAUUUUAUUUGAUACUUAACAGUUAGUAUUUUCCUUAUGUGUGGUGAAAAAAAAAGUAUUUUAAUUGGUGGCAAAGUUUGUUUAACCCAUUUGCCCUGAAACAAUCACAUCGCUCAAGAUUCAAUUUUCGAACAACUCGCUACGGUCGUGGCUUAAUUUUGGAAUCUUUCGCUUGCUCAGUUAUCAAUAUUACCACUAGGGGUUAAACAACAAUUUUGCCCCCUUGUAAAACGAAUAACUAUUGUCCCUUUUUAAUUUAUCCAUUGAUAAACAGUAUAACACUUAAAAAGUGGUUGCUCUCUAACCAAUGACUGUGUUUCUCCAAAGAAUUAAGGUUUAGAUUCGCAUAAAUGGCAAAUGUAAACAAAACGAUCGACCGUUAUUAGAUUUAAGAUGAGUAUUUUAUAAUUGUUUUGAAAUAUUUAAUUGUAUAUUUCGUAUAUUGCUAUUGUUAUGGGUGUUUGAUUUCUAGCAUAGUGCUUAAUUGGACAUGGUACUCGCAGUAUCACUUCAAAGAUUUUUUAUCAUUUUGUAAAGCGGGGUCACGAGCAAUCGAGUGAUUCUAAUUAUUUUGCGAUGAUAUCAGUGCCCCUAGUGUAAAUUUAGUCGAUAGCGAAACGUGACGUACGCGUUUGCGUUAAGUCUCAUUUUGUAUGGGUUUUUGAACAGCGCGCCAAGCGGGACGUUUUGGAAAGUCAAAAAUCUCAUACAAUGUCAUUUUGUAUGAGAUUUUUGACUUUCCAAAACGUCCCGCUUGGCGCGCUGUUCAAAAACCCAUACAAAAUGAGACUUAACGCAAACGCGUACGUCACGUUUCGCUGUCGAAAAUAUUUACACUAGGGGUACUGAACAUUGAAAAUACUUAUGUUUCAUAAUUAAAUAAGAAAAAAUAUAUCAUACAUAUUAUUUCAUACGGUUUAGGUAUUAAGCCCUUUUAAAUAUGUUAAACACGUGAGUGACCCCUUUUUAAUGUAUUUAAUAUGUCUGUGUCUCACGAAAGUUUUGUUAUUAAAAAUAAGCAAUUUUGGUUUAAUUUAAAGUCUUGUCCUUUAUAUUCAAAUCAGCAAGCAUUUGAAAUUUAUUAAUUUUAAUUGAGUGCUUUGGUUGUUUUAGUGGACCUUUGAAUUAGAUAUAUGAUAAGUGUUUUCUCCAAAUGGCAUUACGGUUACUUAUGGAUUUAUUUGUAUAUUUAGACGGUAAAUUUGUUAUUAAAAAUGUAAAAUGUUUCAUUUUUUUUAAAACUUACAUUCAGCUGCAGAUAUACAGUAUGUUUAUUAACUAAAACCAUUACUCAAAUCCGUAAAUGUUUAGGUCUCAUUGAGUAACGUUUACUAUGGGAGCAACCCCGAAAUAUCAAAAUAAAACUUGGCUAUUUCGUACAUCUGCUGGUCUGGCGUUAAAAUUUUCUAUGGUAGAGUAAAUUUUUUUUUUGAUCCGGGGUUAGCCCCAUAAUAAAAGUUGCUCAGUAUGACCUAAAUAUGAAUAUUGAGUAAAUGGUUAAUAAACAUACGGUAGGUGUACACAUCUGAUCUCCUCUGCAUUCAGAAGAUGUUAGAUGUUUUUAUUUGCAUUUGAUUGUACAUUUAUUAACAGUUUUUACUAAUAUUCAUUGAUGUAAAGGCAGCUAUUAUUAUGUAUAUAAUGAUAUAAAGUUUAUAUUCAUUUAUCACCAUUCUCAUUUCGAUUAUCAUUCUAUAUUUAAAAAAAUACUGAUAUAAUUAAUAAAAUAUUAUCACUAUCAUCAAAGUCAAUUAUAUACAAAAUUAUUUGUAGUUUAUUUUAUGCAUGACUUACAAUACUUAUUCAUUGUGCUAAAUUAAGAACGACAAUUUUAUAAAUAAUGUGGCUCGGGGCAGUUUAAUUUUUUUGUUUAUUUUUGGUACUUUUUUAUAUAAUACCGAAGGUAUUUUUCUGAAUAUGUAUAUCGUUCAUAUGAUAUUCACAUCGCAAAAGAUUUUAAAUGUUAAAUACAUAUGAUUUUAAGUGUCCACAAUGAUCCCGAGUCACAGACAACUCCAAAGAAUCUGUGAAUUCUUCAACGUGCCAAAAUUAAUUAUAAGAUUUAAUUACAUUAGACUAGACUUUUAUGUAUGUUUAAUUGCAUUAUACCAGUUUAUUAUGUCCAAGGCUCGGAAACUGGUUAAAUUUCUAAACCGUUCUCAUGUACUUGGCGCAAAACCUUUUAAGUUCGGUUUUCAUCAAGUUCUUUUCAGAUUAACCGGUUUAGAACAAUAAAAACCGGUUUCUUCUAAUGUGGGUGUCUUUGUUUAAGCGAAAGCGGCACACCACCAAACAACAACCAACCAGUUUAACAAGAACAAACCAGUUUAUUUAGGUUAGGUCGCGUAAAGUGCUAUUCGAUAUGUAGGUAUGGUCAAGGAAUUAUUUCAGUACCAUUUCGUACCUACCUUGUCACAGUGACAAUAGUUUGAGGUCCUUAGCGACUUUCAUUAAUUGCCAUUGCCAAGGUUCGAAAUGGUACUCAAAUUUAAUCCUUUAAGUGUACUAUUGGACAAUACGUAACAUAACAUAUUUGUUUUUCCCUUCUUUUUAACUGUAAGUAAGAAUUCAAAUUGUUUAUUCGUAAACAAUAACUAUACUAUUCCGUACCGUGAUAUCUCACCAUUUUGUCCUUGGGAGUACCUUCAUUUGUCAUCCCCGUCCAUAUUAUCAUAUUUCAAACUUAAAAUAUGUUGUCAUUGACAUAUAUAUAUCCAAGGGCGGGCCUUACGGGCACUAAGAAUGGUGCUAGUUCAGCGGAGUCACUCACGAAUUCGGGCCAACCGUGCAGUCUAACGCAACUAGUUGCGACGAGGACCAAUUCCGCAUACAUACAAUGACGCAUAAUGCGAACUCAUCGACCAAUCGCGUUGUGGCGUUAGACUGCACGAUUGGCUUGAAUUCAUGUGCAUGACACCGCUGUACUGGCCCCAUUCUUAAGGCCCGUCCUGAGAUAUACGAGAAUGUCAAUGUAUGUUGUAUAUGUUGAGAUCUUUAUUACGUAACUAAGCAAACAUAUCUUUCAGGGCAAAAUGGAUAGUUUCACGGUACAAAUAUUUAUUUAUUAUUGUUUUCUAAAAUAUUUUGAACAAUAAUCAAGUAAUUCGUUCAUGUAAUAAUUGUAUACUUUAACUAUGUUGUUACUAUUGUUCGAUCUUAUAAUUAUUUUCAUCCUUGUUAAAAAGUUUAAUUAAAAUUUCUGAUAAAUUUGGUAUACGUAUUGGAAUUUUUUUAUCGAAAAUAUUAUGCAUGCCAUAGAUUUUUAACGUUUAACAUAUUGAUAGACACUCCGAUGUCUACGUUCAAACUAAAAGUUCGUCUUCUAAACUUCUAAACUUACUCUACUUCUCGUAAACGAGAGAAGAAUUUUAUAAGAAAGCAAUUUUAUUUUAAAUAAUUAUAAAUACUUACACUUGAUGAAUAUUGGAUUACCUAUUUUGAACCAAAGCGAUAUAAAAAUAGUUAUAUAUAGAAUAAGCUAGUAUGUGCCAUAACUGAGAUCAUAUUAUAUUGUGUUCUUUUGUUUUUUUUUUGUUACUUUUGAGAUUUGCACCGUUUAUUACAUUAAUUCAUAUAUAUUUUUAAAUAUAAGUAAUCGCUGAAUCAACGGUGCUUGUAAAAUAAUAGAAUAGGAUGAAUUAAUAUAUUUAGCAUAACACUGAUUCCUUCUGGAUGUUCACGCGACAGAAGUAUAAAAAAAAAGUUAUUGUGAUUGCGAUCCUUUAUUGGCAUUUAUAACUCGUUGACGUAUUUUAUAAACGAUAGAUUUUUUUGACAUUUUCAAUUAUUUAGUAGACGUCAAAAUUUAUGCAUGUUCAUGUCAUUCAUGAUGACGAGCGAAUUUGACAAAUGUAUUCUUUAAAAAAGUGGCUGUGACAGAAUCGGACAGACAGACGGACAUGACGAAUCUAUAAGGGUUCCGUUUUUUGCCAUUUGGCUACGGAACCCUAAAAACAUGACAAUACGAAGUCAAGGCACGCGUCUUCGUGAAUGACACGAACCAUAAUGCAAGUCGGUAUAAGUAGGUACUUGCCGAAUAACAAAAAAGGCAAUUUUAAAUAUUUAGUUGUAUUUUAUAACCCGUGCAGUACAGUCAUUCUCAUUUAAAACCGUUUUAUAAGUAUAAUCAUGUUUUAUUAAAAAAAAAGUUAAUUUUGUGGCCUUAGGAGUACUAGAGUCAGACCAAGACAAGUCUGCAACAAUUUUGGUAGCUCACGCAGUGCAAGUGUUGUUUUUAACUUCAAACUUCUAAAAGACUAAAUGGUCGCGCACUGUGCGGUUUAAGAGGAAUUUCUUCCCGCGUACGCUCCGGCUGUAGAAUGAGCUCCUUGGCGAGGUUUUCCCCAGGGUAUACAGUAUGGGGUUCUUCAAAGGAGUGUACAGGUUUUUAAAGGAACGGCAACGCACAUGUAACACCUGGAGUUGCAGGCAUUCAUAGGCUACGUGGUAUAAAAAAAACUUGCAUUGCGUGUGCUAUCAAAAUCGUUGGAGACUUGUCUUGGUCUGAUUCUAAGUUGGAAGACAGACCUUUUGCGUUUCCUUAUAUGUACGACUAUGUUAAAAAUAGAGUAAGUUUAGUGAUGAGUAUUACCGAUUUUGUAUUCCUUAUUAUUGAUGAACAUAUUAUUGUAACUCGUUACUUAAGUAAUUAUAAUUUUACGAUGAUUUAUAACUUUCUAUUAAAAUAAAAGAGUUUAAACA
This is a messenger RNA of Cydia pomonella (codling moth), 6646 nucleotides long. RefSeq names its product zinc finger CCHC domain-containing protein 24-like. Gene Ontology annotation, molecular function: zinc ion binding; nucleic acid binding. The record is from RefSeq and is a predicted model, not a curated record. The transcript has 4 exons. Bases 307 to 897 code for a protein of 196 amino acids. NCBI's taxonomy places the organism in Eukaryota, Metazoa, Arthropoda, Insecta, Lepidoptera, Tortricidae.